This is a messenger RNA of Ipomoea nil (Japanese morning glory), 1741 nucleotides long. RefSeq lists its product as uncharacterized. NCBI's taxonomy places the organism in Eukaryota, Viridiplantae, Streptophyta, Magnoliopsida, Solanales, Convolvulaceae. The record is from RefSeq and is a predicted model, not a curated record. Bases 406 to 1344 code for a protein of 312 amino acids. The transcript is spliced from 8 exons.
UUUAUGGGAUCGAGUGAGAAGUGAAUGUUGAGAAGAAGUGGAAAGCAGAAUUCCAAGGAGGAAACCACACAGUACACAUAAAGGUUGCGUCAGCUGUUACCUUUCCCUUUCCUUUUCUUAAAUAAAAUGAAGCAGAAUUUGAAUCCCAUACCACCCUUCUUCUCAAACCUUCUUCUCGACACUGCAAUUCUCUCUUUCAACUUUCAACUCAAACUCGCUCUCAACACUCUCAACCCCAAACUCUUCCCACCUCAAGUAUUUACUGCUCUUUUGUCAAUAGGUGGCUUGUGCUUUUGAAACUCUAGUAGCUUACAGCCUGACAGUUCAAUUUAGCAUUUGGUAAAGAUUUGGUUAACAUAUUCCCUGGAAUCUUAGUGGCAAUCUUUCAUAAGUUUGGACGCAGAAAUGUCUGGUAGUGAUGUGAGAAAAGUUUCAUGUGAAGAUCUACAAAUGGUGCAAAAUCGCAUAUGGCAGUGUCUCCAGCUCUACAUGAGUCGUGAAGAAGUUGUUAACAAUCUCUUCGUGCAUGACAAUAUAGAGCCUAGCAUUACUGAACUUGUUUGGCAAAAGCUUGAAGAUGAGAAUCAGGAAAUUUUCCAGGCAUAUUUCCUGAAGUUGAUGGUGAAAGAGCAGAUAUUGAAAUUCAACCAGUUGUUAGCAGAGCACUUAAAACUAAUGCAUCAGAUAGGACCAAGUGCUAUUGCCUCACUACCCGUGUCUAAUGGAUCUCAUAUUUCACCAAUACUUCAAAAUUCAGCACGCUACACUGCAGACAACAGUGGAACUACUGUGAAACUCGAGGGCAUGCACAAGUCUGUCCCGACCAAUUAUAGUAACUGCAGCUCAUCGUUUCAUCCUCGCAUACAAACAGCGGUUAAUAUGCCGGUUCAGAAAGUAAAGGUUGAUGUUAAUGCAAGCAGGUUAAGUCAAGCCUCGAAUGUGGUAAUGACACAAACCAUGAAUGGGAAGAUGAUCAAACCCGAGUCUGUAUAUGAGAGCAGCCCUACUUUUAAUUUCGGUAUGCGUGGAAACAUCUUUGAAUCACCGCCCGCAUUGGGUGAUGCAUCUGUUUCAUCAUUUAGUAGUGCUGAGUCCAAUUCACACCCCGAAACUCUCUUCGAUGCCGACACAUCUUCGUUUGGAUUUUUAGGGCCGAUUUCUCAGAAUUUCAAUCUCGCAGACUACACAGCUGACUUUUCGAACAGUUCAGAUAUCCUGGAGAGCUACUCUAGGUCUCCCUUUCUCGCUACAGAUACAGGGAACUUGCUUGAUCCCAGUGGGGACAUUGAGAGGUUAGCUAAUUCAUCAGACGGCUUGCGAUAUAAAGGUUUUAGUAGUGACUGAUUUCUCAUAUGAUGGUCGACUCCUGAUUCCAUGCUGCAGAUUCACUGGCAAACUCUUGUGAUAAAUAACCUGUUUUGCAUUAAAGGUAACUUGGUUUCGGGUUUGGGUUAGUUCUUACAGUGAACAACUUGACAUGAGAGAGUGCACUUAAUAUUUGUGAUGGAGAAGCAAUGUUGCUUUCUUUUUGUAUGUUUUUAAUGCUAAAUUGUUAUGUAUAUAUUGUAGAAAUUUUUACCAUAAAUUAUAGAUUGGGCAUGACUGCAUGUGGUUUUCUAAAUGCUGCUAUUGCUCUAAAAAUCUUUUGUAUGAGUUCUUGCCCAAAAAUAUUAUUGUGGUGGGCUUGUCAUAAAUGUCACAUCAUUGGUUUAUGAAUUGAUUGAUGUUUAAUCAAAUAAAA